Molecule: messenger RNA, 3361 nt
Organism: Oryza brachyantha (malo sina)
Lineage: Eukaryota; Viridiplantae; Streptophyta; Magnoliopsida; Poales; Poaceae
Product: non-lysosomal glucosylceramidase-like
Exons: 20
Coding region: 429-3248 (939 amino acids)
Biological process (GO): carbohydrate metabolic process; glucosylceramide catabolic process
Cellular component (GO): membrane
Molecular function (GO): beta-glucosidase activity; glucosylceramidase activity
Source: RefSeq, a predicted model, not a curated record
GUUUGUACAGAAAUCAGAGAAUCCCUACUCCAGAUGGAGCGUGAUGUCUUGAUCAAAAAAAGUACCAGAAAACGUUUAAUUGCUAGUACCAGUGUCCAGAGAGAAUAAAUCAAGAGAGACAUCACCAUGGGGAUUGGCGACAAUUAAACCAUUAUCAAUUACCUCUGCUGAUGUGUGAGCUGCAUACUUUUCCACCCACCAAAAAAAUAAAGAAGAGAAAACCUGAUGCUAACAUGUGCUCCCCGUGCUGCCCAUGGCUUCCUCUUGUUUUGUUUUGUUUUCUCCCUGCAAGUAUUAUAUAAAAGCAAAUCUUAGCAUCUGCUGAAUAAGAAGAACAGAGCAUCUGCUGCAAGUAUUCCCCAUUACAAUUGGCUACUACUGUUCAGAUUCAGCUGCUCCGCCGCAAUCAGGCCAGUGUUCAUAUCAAGAUGGGAAAUACAGAGCUGGAGCAAACCAAGGCUUACUCGCACAUGGAUUGUGCCCAGCCACCAGCAAAAUCUUGGGAGAGGAGAUUUGACGAUGAAGGCAAGAAAAUUGCAAUGUUUAGCAUGACCCUGAAUGACAUGAUGGCUCUAGUGCCCUUCUUGAUUAAAGUGUUCGGGCUAAACCUUAAAGACAAUGCAAAAGGCCUGGCUUCAGUCUAUGAUCCACUGAAGAAAUGGAUGGACAACUGCUACCGUGGUGUACCCCUAGGAGGGAUUGGUGCAGGAAGCAUAGGGAGAAGCUACAAGGGAUACUUUCAGCAUUUUCAGAUAUUCCCCAGGAUAUAUGAAGAGAAGCCUAUCCUAGCAAAUCAGUUUUCAGCAUUCAUUUCGCGCCCUGACGGAAAGAGCUAUGCAACAGUGUUGUCUGCUCCAAAUGCCAGUGUCCUCAAGGGAAUUGAUAAAGCUGGUAUUGGAUCCUGGGACUGGAAACUGAAAGAGAAGAAUUGUAAUUACCAUGGCUUGUUCCCAAGAUCAUGGACAGUAUAUAAUGGUGAACCUGACCCUGAAAUCAAAAUCACUUGCCGUCAAAUUUCACCGUUUAUCCCUCACAACUACAAGGAGAGUAGUUUCCCUGUUGCAGUUUUCACCUUUACGUUACAUAAUUCUGGGAGCACACCUGCAGAUAUAACAUUGCUCUUCACAUGGGCAAAUUCAGUUGGAGGAAAAUCUGAACUGACUGGGAAUCACACGAACUCCAGAAUGACAUCUCGCGACGGCGUCCAUGGCGUCCUCCUCCAUCACAGGACUGCGGACGGGCACCCUCCGGUGACGUUCGCGAUCGCGUCGCAGGAGACCGACGGCGUCCGCGUCACCGGCUGCCCGCGCUUCACGAUGGGGCCGUCCAAGCCCAACUCCGGCGACGUCACGGCGAAGGACAUGUGGGACGAGAUCAAGAAGAAUGGCUUCUUCGGCGCCAGCGAGGCGGCGGCGGCGUCGAGGCCCGGGUCGUCGAUCGGAGCGGCGGUGGCCGCGGCGACGACGGUGGCCGCGGGUGGCACGCGCGUGGUGUCGUUCGCGCUGUCGUGGGCGUGCCCCGAGGUGAAGUUCCCGGCUGGGAGAACCUACCACAGGAGGUACACCAAGUUCCAUGGCACCGAUUGCGACGCGGCUGCAGAGCGCCUAGCUCACGAUGCUCUUCUUGAACACAUGAAAUGGGAGUCCCAGAUCGAGGAGUGGCAGAGGCCAAUUCUGCAGGACAAGAGCCUGCCUGAAUGGUAUCCAAUUACACUGUUCAAUGAGCUCUACUACCUCAACGCUGGAGGCACCAUUUGGACAGAUGGGCAGCCUCCGAAGAAUACCAGCCUGUCGUCGGCGACGGAGCCGUUCAACAUCGACACGUCCACUAAUGGCGUCAACGGCGUGGGCGAACGCAGCAGCGCGGUGGACGGCAUAGUGAGGACGGUGGCGGCGGCGGCGGAGAGGGCGAGCUCGACGGCGGCGAUGGGGACGGCGCUGCUGCGCGAGGGGGAGGAGAACGUGGGGCAGGUGCUGUACCUGGAGGGGAUGGAGUACAACCUGUGGAACACCUAUGACGUCCACUUCUACGCCUCCUUCGCGCUGCUCGCCCUCUUCCCGGAGCUGGAGCUCAACCUGCAGCGCGACUUCAUCCGCGCCGUCCUCCUCCACGACCCCCGCCUCCGCCACACCCUCAUCGACGGCGUCACCGCGCCGCGCAAGGUGGUGGGCGCGGUGCCGCAUGACAUGGGGCUGAACGACCCGUGGGUGGAGCUGAACGCGUACAUGCUGCACGACCCGGCCAGGUGGAAGGACCUCAACCCCAAGUUUGUGCUCCAGGUGUACCGCGACGUGCUCGCCACCGCCGACGCCGCCUUCGCCCAGGCCGCCUGGCCCGCCGUCUACCUCGCCAUGGCCUACAUGGACCAGUUCGACCGCGACCGCGACGCCAUGGUCGAGAACGACGGCCGCCCCGACCAGACCUACGACAUCUGGUCCGUCUCCGGCGUCAGCGCCUACACCGGCGGCCUCUGGGUCGCCGCGCUCCAGGCCGCCGCCGCCAUGGCCGCCAUCGUCGGCGACGCUCCCGCCGAGGCCUACUUCCGCGGGAGGUACCGCCGCGCCAGGCGCGUCUACACCGACCAGCUCUGGAACGGCGCCUACUUCAACUACGACAACAGCGGCGGCGCCACCAGCUCGUCGAUCCAGGCCGACCAGCUCGCCGGCCAGUGGUACGCGCGGGUCUGCGGCAUGGAGCCCAUCGUCGACGACGACAAGGCGCGGCGAGCGCUGGCGACGGUGCUCGACUACAACGUCAUGCGCGUCGGGGGCGGCGCCAUCGGCGCCGUCAACGGCAUGCAGCCGGACGGCACCGUGGACGCCUCGUCGACGCAGUCCAAGGAGGUGUGGCCCGGGGUGACGUACGCCGUCGCCGCCGCGAUGAUCCACGAGGGCAUGCCGGAGGCGGCCUUCAGGACGGCCAAGGGCAUCCACGACGCCGGCUGGUCCAAGGACGGCUUCGGCUACGCCUUCCAGACGCCGGAGGCGUGGACGACCGACGGCCGCUACCGGGCGCUGCACUACAUGCGCCCGCUCGCCGUCUGGGCGAUGCAGUGGGCGCUGUCGCCGCCGGUGCUACACAAGGACAUCAGGCUGGCGGGGGCGACGACGGUCUCGCCGGACACCGCGCUGGGGCAGGAGAAGUUCGACAAGGUGGCGAGCAUGCUGAGGCUGCCGGAGGAGAAGCACCACAAGGGGAUCCUCCGGACGCUCUUUGAUGUUCUUCGCCAACUGCUGCUCCCAGCAUGAGCUCACCACCUGCCUGAUGCAUACGACUAAAUAACAUGCAUACAACACAAGAUUAUCAUUCCAAUUGAAUAACAUUGUUUACUAAUGGACAACACAGCUCGAUUCAUAGUAAC